This is a messenger RNA of Penicillium verhagenii, 1938 nucleotides long. Its product is annotated as putative chromatin assembly factor 1 subunit A. The record is from RefSeq and is a predicted model, not a curated record. NCBI's taxonomy places the organism in Eukaryota, Fungi, Ascomycota, Eurotiomycetes, Eurotiales, Aspergillaceae. Bases 1 to 1938 code for a protein of 645 amino acids. Gene Ontology annotation, cellular component: nucleus; CAF-1 complex. Gene Ontology annotation, biological process: nucleosome assembly. The transcript has 3 exons.
AUGGAAACCUCACCGAAAGCAAGUCUUUCGCCCUUACCACCCCCGUCCUUCACAUCGGCCGCCUCAAGUCCCCGGAAACGAUCGAUCCACGAAGUCGAUGGCGUGACUCUUCCAUCCGUUGGGCCCAAGCGGGCGUUAACUACCUUCACGGAGAACAACCAAGAAAACGACGACCCUGCAUUGACGCUGCAAAAGGACUCACAUUCAUUACAAGAGGGCAAUGUCUCUGCUUCCAUUCGUCCAGUGCCGCAGGUCGUCAUCCCUGCCAGAACUGCCGAUCAAUCGCCCGUUGCUAGAACCGUUGAGACUACGCUCGUUCCAUCUAAUACUGUUGGAGACUCAAACCAAGGAUCUCCUGUCAAGUCUGACCUCAUACCUGCUAAGAAGCGCAAGCUGUCACCAGCUAGUAAGGAGGCUAAAGAGAAACAAAGAUUGGAAGAAAAAGCCAAGAAGGAUGAAGAGAAGCGUCUGAAGGACGAGGAGAAGCGUCUAAAGGACGAGGAGAAGCGUAUCAAGGAUAAGCAAGAGGCGGAACAAAAAGAGGAGAAGAAGAAGCGAGAGACGGAGCAAAAAGAGGAAAAGAAGAAGAAGGAAGCUGAACUAAAAGAGGAAAAGAAGAAGGCGAAGGAAGCUAGAGAGGACGAAAGACGCCGAAAGGAUGAAGCUAAAGAGAAUGAAAAACGACAAAAGGAGGAGGCUAAGCUCAAGAAAGAGAGGGCUCAACCUAAACUCAAUUCGUUCUUUGCGAAGCCUCAAGUCCCCGCCUCGCCAGCAAAGAAGACUUCAGAACCAAAGGCAGCCGCUCUCCAUAAUGAUGCCAUUUCCACUUCUCAGGCUACCCAAUCAGACUACGCAAAGGCGUUUCCAGAUUUUUUCUUGCAGUCACACACGAUUCUUGCACCUCCGCAUCGCUUCGAGCGAGAUGCAGAUGCAUUGGCCCAUGUUCGAUCCACAAUUGACAGUUCUUUGAACCCUGGCGGCAGCGCGCAAGACCUCCCGCCCUUUCGUCCUUCCGAAGUCUUCAACAUUAUCCCAUACCAAAGGAGAUGUGGUCGUCAAGCUCAGUCCGUCAAAGACAUCCUACAGUUAUUACAUUCUUAUGACGAUGUGGCCAAUCAACCGCAUCUUGCAUCAAAAUCAGCGAAAUCUAACCUAAGCCGCAUACCCAUGAAGUCGCUGAAGUUCGGCGAGGAUGUUCGACCGGCCUAUCAGGGUACAUUCACACGAGCAGUGCCGCGGGAUUCGGCAUACAAGGUCUCUCGCAACCCUUACCGUCGUGAUCUACCUGAAACCAACUAUGAUUAUGAUUCGGAGGCCGAAUGGGAAGAACCGGAAGAGGGAGAAGAUUUGGAUUCUGAAGAGGAAGAAGAAGCCAGUGAUGAAGGCGAGGAUGAUAUGGACGAAUUUUUAGAUGACGAGGAUGAUGCAUUGAAAGAGAAUAAGCGGCGCUUGAUUGUUGGUGAUCUUGAACCCAAUAAUACUGGGAUUCGGUGGGCGACGGACGGUGUUGAUGAGGAACUGAAAGGCUACAAGAUGGAAGUAAUUUCGGAUGCUGUCAAGUUUCCGAUUGAUCCAUUUUCUACUGCAUAUUGGCAAAAGCCCCGGGCAGCCGACCAGGUGACCAAGGCGCGGGUGACCCAGAAGCCGACGAGUGGCUCUCUUGACGUGUUCCGGGUGCCAACCAGUACUGAUGCAGCUGUGCCUGCCAGUGCGCUGCCCCCGCCACCAACGUUCAAGGCCAAACGCCCAUUCCCACCCGAACAAUUAUCGGAGUUCAAAGAGGCAGUCGAGGGAAGCGACUUGAGUAAGAUUGGACUUGUUGAGAUACUUAAAAAGCGAUUCCCCAAGGUCUCAAAAGACACCUUGAAGGCCACGCUGGACCAAGUUGCGGCCCGCGUGGGCCAAAAGGAGGUAGACAAGAAGUGGGUUUGUCGAUGA